This is a messenger RNA of Drosophila biarmipes, 2449 nucleotides long. RefSeq names its product protein rhomboid. The transcript is spliced from 4 exons. Gene Ontology annotation, cellular component: membrane. The record is from RefSeq and is a predicted model, not a curated record. The coding region runs from base 331 to 1386 and encodes 351 amino acids. Gene Ontology annotation, molecular function: serine-type endopeptidase activity. Lineage: Eukaryota; Metazoa; Arthropoda; Insecta; Diptera; Drosophilidae.
GCCGCGAGCGCGAGAUCAUCGAAUUUCCAAAAGCACUCAGACUGCGUCUCGAGAUAAACAGAAACAUAGAAAUAUUCAAAUUGUCGUGUGCGGAGUGUGGGUGCAAGCAGAGAAUAUAACUCGAAAAUAUUCAGAAAACAAGCUCCUGGAUUUACGAGCAAUACCACUACCAAAAACCAAGUUACCAAUGUGUGAGCCACGGAAGUCAAGUGAAAACCAAGCGAAUAUGCCAAUAAACUAGAGACAUUUGGAUUACGAGAAGCCCACGCAUUUCGGAUUAUAAUACUGCGAAAGGCAGAAAAACCUAAGAAUUUUCUCAACGGCGCCAGAAUGGAGAGCCCCGCACAGAGUGUAAACGAAACCAAGGUGGAUCUGGGCCAGGAGAAGGAGGCCCAGGCGGAGGAGCAUUCUGCAGUCGCCGCCAAGGAGACCAUCAUUGACAUUCCCGCCUCCAUCGCCUGCAGCUCCUCGUCCUACGACACGGACUGCAGCACGGCCAGCAGUACCUGCUGCACCCGCCAGGGGGAGCACAUCUACAUGCAGCGCGAGGCCCUGCCGGUCGUGCCCCUUCCGGAGGCGGAGGAUCUGGGCCUGCUGAAGUACGUCCACCGGCAGCACUUUCCCUGGUUCAUCCUAGUGAUCUCCAUCAUUGAGAUUGCCAUCUUCGCCUACGACCGCUACACAAUGCCCGCCCAGAACUUCGGGCUCCCCGUUCCGAUUCCCUCGGAUUCGGUGCUGGUCUACCGCCCGGAUAGGCGGCUCCAGGUGUGGCGCUUCUUCAGCUACAUGUUCCUGCACGCCAACUGGUUCCACCUGGGCUUCAACAUCGUCAUCCAGCUGUUCUUCGGCAUCCCCCUGGAGGUGAUGCACGGCACGGCCAGGAUCGGGGUGAUCUACAUGGCGGGCGUGUUCGCCGGAUCCCUGGGCACGAGUGUCGUCGACUCGGAGGUGUUCCUGGUGGGCGCCAGCGGUGGCGUCUACGCCCUCUUGGCCGCCCACCUGGCCAACAUCACACUGAACUAUGCGCACAUGAAGAGCGCAUCCACGCAGCUGGGAUCUGUUGUCAUCUUCGUAUCCUGCGACCUGGGCUACGCUCUGUACACCCAGUACUUCGAUGGCGGCGCCUUCCCCAAGGGUCCCCAGGUGUCGUACAUCGCCCACCUGACGGGAGCUCUGGCAGGACUCACGAUCGGCUUCCUGGUGCUGAAGAACUUCGGGCACCGGGAGUACGAGCAGCUCAUCUGGUGGCUGGCCCUGGGCGUCUACUGUGCCUUUACCGUCUUCGCCAUUGUGUUCAACCUGAUCAACACGGUCACCGCCCAGCUGAUGGAGGAGCAGGGCGAGGUGAUCACCCAGCACCUGCUGCACGACCUGGGAGUGUCCUAAGCAUGAGGACCGCCGUCCGGAGUCACGUGCAGCGUCAGCUUCAGCUUCAGGAGAGAUCGAGAGACAGAGAGUUGGUGGAAAGGAAGAGUUCACUCAACGAUUUAGUUCAAAACUAAAUUCGAAAUUAGUUUGGCUUUUGCUUUGCGUUAGCAUUACCGAUACCGUUGCCGUUUGCAGUUACCGUUAACCGUGUUAGUUCCGAAACACCAUACACAAACUCAAAAACAAGAAAACCCAACUGAUAAUAUGAGAUGAGUAUGAACAUAAACCGAAGCCGAAACGUGUAAACAAAUGUUGUGAUAGAACCAAAGACUGAAUUUAUUUCGCGUGUAAAACAAAGUAAAAAUCAAGAGGGAAAUCAAGGAACAGAACUAAUCGCCUCUCGCUAUGAUUUAAAUUAACCCAUUAUCCAUGUUUUCGUUCGACGGUUUCUGCCUGUUUUCUUAAAUUAUGUAUUUAUUGGCCGCAAUUACUCCGAAUGAAUCGAAGCGUCAGCAAACCGCAUCAAAUUGUUUAUACACCCAUAAGCAUAAUCUGCCCCGAACUAUGUAGCUCUUAGCGAUUAAACACACUACGUACAUAACUAGGUAUAACUAGCCCCUAACAAAUUGUUUCAAAUUGUAAAUACUAUUAAGUCGCACACUAGUCAAACCAAACAGCAACUACAGCAACAAAAAACGAUGGGAAACCACAGCAAAGAACCAUUCAAUUCAGAUCAAUUAAGCAAAUCGAGUUAGAUUAAUUAAAGUCACUUAAUGCGUUACAAAAUCGAGCAAAUGUUUAUCGUAAUCCCCCCACACACACAAAGUAUUACUAAUUAUAUUUAUUUAUUGUAGUGCAGCGAGGGUUUAUUAAUUUGUCAAUCGAGCCAACUAUUUAUUUAUUUAUUUAAUAAUUUAGUGAAAUUCACACAAAACAAAAACAAGCACGAAAAAACAGAAAACAACACACAGAAGUGGGAAAAAGCAAGCAAUUCAACUGUAAAAUAUCCAAUUCAAAAAAUACACACGAAAAGCCAAAGAAAUAAAAUCAAAACAUUUCAAGAAUACAACAGAAUACAAGA